AUGCUUGCGUGUUUCUCUCUAGUAUUUUCCCUGUCUGUUGCACUGAGCUGUGGAGAGGAGUUGCUAACACCUCUGGGUGAGACUGCUAGUGACCUUGACUGGCCAAAAGACAAGAAAAAACUGGGGAAACCUGAUGUGCGACUUCCUAUCUGUACAACCCCCAAGAGCAGCUACCACUGUGAAGACCUUCACUUUGAUUAUGGCAUCCAAUGUGUCGGUAACCAGAUUUUCCUUACUCCCUGCUACUGCUUGUCGAGUGACUCACGUCUUGGCCACUGUCAGUUCACGUGUUUCCGGAACACCUUUCUGGUUACUUCUGACAAUGCCUCGUUGCUUCGUGAACAAUGCUCCCCCUUCAACCGUGCAGGGAUGUUUUGUGGAGAAUGCAGCAAUAACACGGGCUACCCAGUUUAUUCCUUUUCUCUCAAGUGUAUCGAGUGUGACACAAGCUGGAAAAGCAUAGUAAAGUAUGUGGCGGUAGCCUACGUUCCACUGGCUCUGUUUGUGUGUGUUCUUGUUGCCUUUAGGAUCUCUGUCAACACAGUUCCUCUGUUGGGGUUCAUACUUGUCGCACAGACAGCCAACUUCCCUUUUCAGAUGAGACUAGCAGUUGGCAUGAUAGAGGCUGAACACAUACCAAAAUACCAGAGAAUGGGUUUACGUAUCCUGGGCUCUGUCUACGGGAUAUGGAACUUGGACUUUUUCCGAAGUGUUUACCAGCCCUUUUGCUUUAGUUCUAACUGGACCACAAUUGAGACCAUGUGCCUGGACUACAUCAUAGCCGCCUACCCGUUUAUCUUUAUUCUUUUAAUAUACACCGCCGUUGAAUUUUACUCGAGAGGGUACAGAUUGUUUUGCUGGUGGAAGCCCUUCCAUUGGUGCUUGUCUCGGCUAAAGAAUGGAAUGAACAUCAAGAUACCGUUAGUUGAUGCCUUUGGGACAUUUUUCAGUUUGUCUUAUGCCAAAACUCUCAGCACUUCAUUCGACAUUCUGUCUAUUACCGCAGUUUGGGACAAAGGGGGGAUAAAAGGCUAUGUCCCAUAUUAUGCAGCCACUGAUAAGUUUGAUGCAAAAUUCGUGAUACUCGGUCUGACAAUGUUUGUAGUGUUCAACGUUCUUCCAAUAGUUGUUCUUCUUGCAUACUCCUUGAAAAAAGCACUGGUUCGAGCAGAUGUGGAAGAUGUGAAUGGGUUCUUUCGGCCACUGCUAAAUACACUACUUGCUCCGUACAAGGACGGCAGAGAUGGAACUUGCAACUGUCGCUACUUCUCCGCGGUUUACCCGACAGUGAGAAUCAUCCUGGUCGUGGUCCUUUUGAUUUCGCCAAACAUAUUCUUCCAGCUUCUUGCAGCGAUCGUGUUCCUAAUUGUAGGGAUGUUGGUAGCCAUCAUCAAACCCUAUAAGUCAGACCUCUACAAUACUGUCGACACUGUCCUGGUGCUGUCACUAUCCGUCGCCUACAUGAGCAUACUGAGUUACUUCUAUGCACACUUUAUCUCCCCAGCAUCAAUCAAUACAGCAGUGGUCUUUGCGGUAAUUGCAUGCAACAUCCCCCUCCUGUACUCUGCGGCACUGAUCACCUACUACGCUGUUUUUGUGAAGCAAUUUCCACAGAGACUGCUCUAUAAGUUAUCGAAAGUGCUGUCUGAGAUGAAGACCUUUCUGUGUCUUUGGCUGCAGACUCGUAGGAGAAGGAGCCCGCAACACGAGAGGCCAUCAAACAUUAGGCCCCGAGGGACGAUGUAUGUGGCCAUUGAAUCCGGCACUGUUAGAGUCAGCAAUGUUGAUCUCUCUGUCGUUAAAUAG
Molecule: messenger RNA, 1806 nt
Organism: Geodia barretti
Lineage: Eukaryota; Metazoa; Porifera; Demospongiae; Tetractinellida; Geodiidae
Source: the annotation of a GenBank genome assembly